UCAAUGCUUGCAGCGCACUCUACAUAAACUUGCUCUCUUCGACUGAAAAUUGUCAGAUUUUUCACAUUGAAAUCAUCAAACCAGUUACAAUGAACGCGGAAAAGUUGAAGAAACUGCAGGCUGAGGUGCGUAUCGGUGGAAAAGGAAUGCCCCGUCGCAAGAAGAAGAUUGUGCACACAAAUUCCGCAGUGGACGAUAAGAAGUUGCAGCUGUCUCUUAAAAAGCUAGGUGUGAAUACCAUCCCGGGAAUUGAAGAAGUUAAUAUGAUCAAAAAUGAUGGCACUGUUAUCCACUUUAAUAAUCCCAAGACACAAGCCUCGCUCGCUACCAACACAUUCGCCAUCACUGGACACAGCGAAACAAAGCCGAUCACAGAAAUGUUGCCUAGCAUCAUCUCUCAGUUGGGACCGGAAGGACUUAACCAAUUGAAGAAAUUGGCAAGUGCUGCCGUUGCCGAGGACGACGAUGAUGUGCCCGAAUUAACGGAGAACUUUGAGGAAGCCUCCAAGAAAGAGGUCGAAAAUCUUACACAGAAAGUGCAGGAAAUUCCUGUUUCAUAAGCCAAACGUGCGAAAAUUGCGCUUUUCUGUCCUCGGCACUGGUUCAGCAUUUCAAUAAAUUGCCUAUUUAAAGGUAUAUUUUUCCAAUCAAUUCAAUCAUCGACAAGGAGCUAGUUUCGAGAUCAAUCCGAUCAGUCCGGAACGUUGAUUUUUGUGACUUGUUCGCCCAAUUUUUUCGUGCCCCACGAAAGAUUCGCCCUCAGCUAGGUGCAGUUUUCAUAAAUCGAUGAAUGCUGUUGAAAAAGUCAACUACAAAACUGUACUUGCCGAUGACUUGUAAAUAACAGUGAGAAGGAAAAUCGCCCCUUAAAUUGAUAUAACAGCAACAGCAAAAAGUAAAGAAUUCUUCGUUAUGAAACACAUUUUAAUAAUCAAAUAAAGGAAAGAAGAAUAGAUUUAAGUAAACAGAAAA
Sabethes cyaneus is the source of this 972-nucleotide messenger RNA. Its product is annotated as transcription factor BTF3 homolog 4-like. The coding region runs from base 90 to 560 and encodes 156 amino acids. NCBI's taxonomy places the organism in Eukaryota, Metazoa, Arthropoda, Insecta, Diptera, Culicidae. The transcript has 3 exons. Gene Ontology annotation, cellular component: nascent polypeptide-associated complex; cytosol. The record is from RefSeq and is a predicted model, not a curated record.